GGUAUGAGGAAGGAAGGAGGGGGAGGGGAAGGACAUUUCUCAGACUGUAUAGGGGCAAAACAGACUUUUCGAAGAAACAGUCUGUUACUACGUACAAAUGUACGUACCAAUCCCACUACAGAAAAUGGCAGAGAGCGCGCGCAUUUCCUUCCCCGCUGUGCUUUUUGGCUUCUUAUCUUCCCUCACACUCUUCAUUCUUCCCCAAACCCUAGACAAUCUCUUGAUGUGUCCAGCUGCCUGAGUUACAACCAACAUCGCCGCCGGUGGUAACUUGAAGACCAGAGUAAUUAAAUUAACCAUGGAUGGAGAACGUGGCUACCAAAAUCCUUUGAUGCCUCUGAGUUCUAGUCAGAGAAACAAUGAUUUUUGUUUUGAUUAUGGAGAUUAUGUGAAGCCACUCUUUGUUAUGGCUUCUGGAAGCAAUGAGAACCAGCAUGGUGCUGGUUCAUCCUUUGAGUGGAUUCAGUGUCCAAAUGCUCCUCGCGGUUAUGUUGAAUUUCUUAAGGAAAAUAAUGAAGAUGCUCCGACUGCUGAGGUGUUGGAAAGCAUUGGUUUGACUGUUGGUGGCAGUCAUGACAUUGGUGGCACCUCUGGAAUUCAAAGAGAAGUAUUGCACCAUGAUGAAGGAAAACCUUUCAGUUUUAGGGCGGAUAAUUGUUACAGUGUCGACAUUGGUAUGGAAAAGUCAGAGUUACCUGCCAGCAACGGUUAUGAAGCUUUAACUGCAUUUCUGAAGACAGAUAAUGGAGGAGAAGCUAGGAGACAGUUUACAAGCUCUGACUAUCCUACCCAGCGAAAUGAAACUUUGUUUGUGCAAGAACCAGUCAAUGACAUUUGCAAUGCUUUUCAAGUUCCUUCAAAAGAAAUCACUUCUGCACCAGCCUUGUCCUUACCACAUACCAGUACAUCGAGUCGAAGAGCUACUGUAAAUGAUCGUCAACGAAGGUUACGUUUUGUCGAAAGACUCAAAACACUGCAAGAACUGCUUCCUUAUCCUGUGGAGGGUAGUCAAGCAUCUGUACUGACUGACAUUAUUGACUACAUCAAGUUUCUGCAACUGCAAAUGAAGGAAUUGAGUCGAAGCAGAUUGGGGGGUGAACCAACUUCUGAUCCUUUCAUUUUUCUGGAGGGAUAUGGUCACUAUAUUCUCCAAGAACAGAUGAUGAAUGAAUCUCUUGAAGAUAUGAUGGGCAAUUUGCUGGAGAUAAAUCCAUCUGCAGCAACUCAGCUGUUGGAGAGUAGGGGCCUUUACAUGAUGCCAAUGUCAACUGUUGAAGGAUUGCAUAGACUCCCUUGACACCCUACCAAAACUGCUACCUCUCCAUCAUAAUUUGUCCUUUUUCUAGUUGCUCUGACCAUAGAUGUUCUCACAUCUCAAUAUUCCCACUGAUCUUGUACAUAAUGAACUCAGAAGGGUAGGAAGGAUAUCAACUCCACUAGAAAAGUGGCACUCGCUCUCCGAGUAAAUGGAGCACCUUACA
Molecule: messenger RNA, 1481 nt
Organism: Rubroshorea leprosula
Lineage: Eukaryota; Viridiplantae; Streptophyta; Magnoliopsida; Malvales; Dipterocarpaceae
Source: the annotation of a GenBank genome assembly